CAGCCAACACAACAUGUGAAACAAAGUCAAUUUAUUGUCGACAGGUAAAUCGACAGCUUGAAGCAGGGGAAGCAGAAGUACCGAAGCCUUCGAUAAGUGUUCCUUGCGUUGCGUUGUGUAUGCCCAUGAUAGUGAUCCGUCCAUGGCUGGGCCGGGUUGCACGGGAAUGAUGGCUCGCAGGGCUGGUCCGGAGACUCUUUAUUUGUUCUUGUUUGCCGGUUCUUUGUUGGAUGUUGCUAAUUUGGUGAUUCCGGGGGACAUUAUCGCGUCAUCUUUAUCUGUUUAUCUCUCAACCUUGAAUCUUUCAAGUUUUCAUCUUCCUAAAAGGGGGGAGGGAGUAACCGGAUGGCUGCAGUAAGCGGGCAAUAGAUAGAUAGAUAGUUAGAUCGAUAUUUAGAUAGAGACAUGC
Molecule: messenger RNA, 409 nt
Organism: Aspergillus homomorphus CBS 101889
Lineage: Eukaryota; Fungi; Ascomycota; Eurotiomycetes; Eurotiales; Aspergillaceae
Exons: 1
Coding region: 143-358 (71 amino acids)
Source: RefSeq, a predicted model, not a curated record